GUGUUUCUCCGUAGGCCCUGGCUCCUGUAAAGAUGGCUGACGUGGUGCAGCCAGACCCCGACAGCUUGCAGAUACCCGGUGAUAAUUUAUCAGCCCCUUCAUCGCCUGCCACAGCUAGGAAUGACUGCAGCAUCACACCCCUCACUCCCUCCCCCUCCCCGAGGGUGGAGGUCAGACCCAGGAUGUCCUGUCCGUUUUCGGUUGUCGUGGCAAUAGACUUUGGGACGACCUCGAGUGGCUACGCAUUCAGCUUCACACAGGACUCAGAAGCCAUACACAUGAUGAAACGCUGGGAGGGCGGGGAUCCAGGGGUGGCCAAUCAGAAGAGCCCAACGUGUCUGCUGCUGACUCCUGAUUUGCGGUUCCACAGUUUUGGGUUUGCGGCCCGGGACUUCUACCACGACCUGGACCCAGAGGAGGCCCGGCACUGGCUCUACUUUGAUAAGUUCAAGAUGAAGAUCCACAGCACAAGUGACCUCACCAUGGAGACGGAGCUGGAGGCGGUCAAUGGUCGGAGGGUCAGGGCCAUUGAGGUGUUUGCUCACGCUCUGCACUUCUUCAGGGAACAUGCUCUAAAGGAGGUGAAGGAUCAGUCAUCAUCAGUGCUGGAGGGAGAGGAGAUCAGAUGGGUAAUCACUGUCCCUGCUGUGUGGAGACAACCUGCCAAACAGUUUAUGAGAGAGGCUGCAUACCUGGCUGGUCUGGUGUCUCCAGACUGUCCUGAGCAGCUCCUCAUCGCUCUAGAACCUGAAGCAGCGUCAAUUUACUGCCGUAAGCUCCGCCUCCACCAGGUGCUUGACCUGAGCUUGCAACCAAUCACAAAUGGCUUUGAUCUGGAGGGGUCGCGGCCCUUCGACUCAAGCUUCAGACAAGCGAGGGAGCAGCUGAGGCGAUCCAGACACAGCAGGACCUUCCUGGUAGAGAGUGGAACCGGAGAGCUGUGGUCAGAGCUGCAGACUGGUGACAGGUACAUUGUUGCAGACUGUGGAGGCGGAACAGUUGACCUGACUGUCCAUCAGAUUGAGCAGCCACAGGGAACACUUAAAGAGCUCUACAAAGCUUCAGGCGGUCCGUACGGUGCGGUCGGAGUAGACCUGGCCUUCGAAGCCAUGCUGUGCCAGAUCUUCGGUGAGGACUUCAUCCAGAGCUUCAAAGCCAAGCGGCCGGCGGCCUGGGUGGACCUCACCAUCGCAUUUGAGGCAAGGAAGCGGACGGCGGCGCCGGGCAGGGCCAACGCCCUCAACAUCUCCCUGCCCUUCUCUUUCAUCGACUACUAUAAGAGACACAGGGGGCAGAGUGUGGAGGCCGCCCUGAGGAGGAGCAAUAUGAACAUAGUGAAGUGGUCGUCCCAGGGGAUGCUGCGGCUGACACAGGAAGCCAUGAACGAGCUCUUCCAGCCCACCAUCAGCAAUAUUGUCAAACACAUUGAGGAGCUGAUGGCAAAGCCAGAGGUCAGCGGGGUGCGUUUCCUCUUCCUGGUUGGUGGCUUUGCAGAGUCGCCCAUGCUGCAGAAAGCAGUCCAGAGAGCACUCGGGCGGACGUGUCGCAUCAUCAUCCCCCAUGAUGUUGGACUGACCAUACUGAAAGGUGCUGUGCUCUUCGGGCUGGAUCCCACUGUGGUCAGAGUGCGUCGAUGCCCCCUGAUCUACGGUGUUGGCGUCCUGAACCGGUUUGUGGAAGGACGCCACCCUCGUGACAAACUCCUCAUCAAGGAUGGUCGCGAGUGGUGCACCGACAUCCUCGACCGCUUUGUCUGCGUGGACCAGUCAGUGGCUCUGGGUGAGGUAGUAAGGCGGAGCUACACACCUGCUCGUCUGGGCCAGCGGAAGAUCAUCAUCAACAUCUACUGCAGUGCAACGGAUGACGUCACAUACAUCUCCGACCCUGGAGUCAGGAAGUGUGGGACGAUAACUUUGGACCUACCAGAACCGUUACCAGUACCAGGAGCAGUGGGAGGGGCAGUGGGAGGAGUAGUCCCAGAGCGAAGAGAGAUCAGAACGACCAUGCAGUUUGGGGACACGGAGAUCAAAGUCACAGCCGUUGACGUCAUGUCUAACCGCUCUGUCCGGGCUUCCAUAGACUUCCUGUCUAACUGAGGAGGAGCAGGAAGUGGGGACGAGGAUCGGAAAUCACACAAAAAAACUGAUUCUAGGGAUGAUAGAUGUAGAGAAAGCGGUACUUUGGGAGUGGGCCACAUUUUUUUUUUUUUUUUCUUUAGACUUUGCAUUCUAAGAAGAAACUCACAUCCUGUCAUUCAGACAUUUAGGCUCUACAUUAUUCAUUAGAGUAUAAAAAGAUCACAAGAGGAACAUUUUUCUCCAGCCUUCUGGAGUACAUACCCCAUCAAAAAAGUGUUUCCUCAACUGAAGGGUAGGGCGCCCUCUUUGGACAAAAAAAGAAAAAGGUCCGGCCUCUAGAUUGAGUGGCAUAUGUCAUGUUACACCAUGUAAUGCUCUCACAGGCAUUUCCUUCCCAGAACAUGUUCAGUGGAAAACUUGUAUGGACUCUUUACAAGCUAAUGCAAGCUGGGUACAGAUCCCUGCUGCAACAGAUACCUUCUAUUAAUGCAACCUGUCCAAGGUUUCAACUUUUGCAUCACACUACCUAGUUAUUAUUCAUCUAAAUUGCUCAAUAUGAAUUCUGUUCCCUCAUAUGAUGAAUUUCACAAAGAUAUCUCACAAGUUCUGGUCCGAUACCUCAUUUAAAUCCUAUCUCACUCUCCAUUUUUGAGAUAUUGAUACAACUACCUGGACUGCAGCUAUGUUUCUCUAAUGACUGUGAUUGUGCGUGCCCUAGUGGUCAAAGGGCAGAACUACAAGCAGAAAAUCAUGGAUGCAUCAAACACACCUGAAGAUCCUUCACUAGGAAAGACUGUGACAUCAUUGCAGAGUUUGCAUGUUUCUCAUGAAGUACGUCACCACUCUCGUUCAGGUGUAGUGUUUGGUAUGUGUGGUGUUUAACACCUCAGGACAAUUUUUCCCACAGGUUAAAUGUGGGAAAAGAUGAUGGUAUCAAAUAUCGGUAUUUUUUUUAGGUAUUGUAUCACUAAGAAAUUCCUGUAUCAUGACAACACUGCAGUCUUCACUAGACGUUACAACAGGUCCAUACAUCUGAGCUAUCACCAUGGCAACUGAGUUAUCUCCAUCACCUGAGGGAGACAAGCUAGUUGCAGUUAAAAGCUAUAAAAGCUGUAUUUUGUCUGUCUGUCUGGUAAUUUUAUAAGUGAAUGAGCUCCUGCAGGGGUUUUAACUUUGCCACCUUAACAUACUGUGUUACAUUACUGCCAAUCUUUUUAUGUUGUGUAUGCUGUAAUAAACUGUAUUCAUGUCUACGUCUAACAACCACUGUACCAUGUACAACACUUUAACCCAACCUUACUUUCUUACUGUGCAAGCUGCAAAAUGCUACAAAGCAUCAUCCUUACAUUAUCCUAAUUUUAUGAUCCAUGGCCUUACAUUUUACAUUAAAAUAAAAACUAUUAUAUCAUUGUU
This is a messenger RNA of Epinephelus lanceolatus (giant grouper), 3491 nucleotides long. The record is from RefSeq and is a predicted model, not a curated record. NCBI's taxonomy places the organism in Eukaryota, Metazoa, Chordata, Actinopteri, Perciformes, Serranidae.